AUGUUCAUGUUCGAUAAGCCCGCUGCUUCCAAAGCCGACACGUCCUUGGAACCGCAAGUGAUUGAUUUAAACACGCUCGAGUACCAUAACGUGUCUCCGGAAGCACCAGCAGCCAGAAAGCCUCGCUUCUGGUUCUGGCCAUUUGGCGGCAACAAAAGCGCCGGGGAAUCGACAGCUGUGUUGGGUUCUGAAACUGUCGCCACCAAGGAAAAGCACCUUAAGAAGAUUAACGACUCAACCAACAAGGUGAUUGCUAUGAGAAAGGUGCACGACGAAGGCAUUGAGUUGGAAGAUGACUUCAUUGACAUUCAAGUUCGCAAGCUUUCGUAUGCAGAGGUUGCCGCCCUUCAACUGAGGAAAGAUGGAGAAUUACCACCAGGCUCUUCUAAGAACGCGUCUUCAAGUGUUUCGCAUCUCGACCCUGUGGUCGAUCAAGAUUUGGAGCUCGAGAAAUCCAUCACUGAUGUUGAGCUUGCAGACAGCUACUCCAAGUCAAAGAAGUUUUCUCUGGACGAGAUCAGCCGCGCGGAAUCCACUUUGACGGAGGAGGAUCAGAUUCUCGAUGACUUCAACAAGAAGCUCCCUAAACGGUUUGCCAAGAAUGGCAAAUACAUGAAGAGGAGAGACAUCUCAGCAGCAAAAUAG
Messenger RNA from Ogataea angusta, 645 nucleotides. RefSeq lists its product as uncharacterized. The transcript has a single exon. The coding region runs from base 1 to 645 and encodes 214 amino acids. NCBI's taxonomy places the organism in Eukaryota, Fungi, Ascomycota, Pichiomycetes, Pichiales, Pichiaceae. The record is from RefSeq and is a predicted model, not a curated record.